Ceratina calcarata is the source of this 1666-nucleotide messenger RNA. RefSeq names its product mitogen-activated protein kinase kinase kinase 7-like. NCBI's taxonomy places the organism in Eukaryota, Metazoa, Arthropoda, Insecta, Hymenoptera, Apidae. The coding region runs from base 662 to 1144 and encodes 160 amino acids. Gene Ontology annotation, molecular function: MAP kinase kinase kinase activity. Gene Ontology annotation, biological process: JNK cascade; positive regulation of canonical NF-kappaB signal transduction; immune response. The transcript is spliced from 4 exons. The record is from RefSeq and is a predicted model, not a curated record.
UAAAAAAUAUUCCAGUUAUCGAGUAAGAUUAAAAAAAAAUUCAUCGUUGAUUGUUAAUGCGGUAAUUAAAAGAUUUGCAACCCUCUUUAGUAGCAGCUCUCUCACAUUUCGGCAUUCUUAAUAUAAUUGACAAAGUAUUGGUCUAAUUGUAAUUACCAGGAUAUACUUGUUUAAUUGUCAGUUGUGUGGCAUCGAUAUGGAAACGAGAGCUUCGAUUUAAUCCAGCCCUGAAGAUGAAUUAAGAGCCGAGGAAUCGUAUUUUCUUCUUGGCUCGUGCUAGCACGUUCUGUCUGGUGGGGGAUACCUCGAAGCAGGUGUGGCUGACUCACCAGGCCCAAUAUAGACGAACGUUUGUUUAGUGCUCUCCCGACGCACCACCAAGAACGACGGAUCUUUCCCUCCUCUCUUUCUUCUUUUUCAUCUCGUUCUCGUUAUCGAGGAGAAAUUCUCGUUCCUUCACAAAUUACGUUCUCACCACAACCUCCCUUUUUCGUAUUUCUCUUUCUACGAACGAGUUCGAACGAUCGGCAAUUCUUCCGGGUUGAAAGGAGCGAGUGGUUUUCGUGGCAUAGCAUUUUAAUCUGGAGAGUGACACAUUUCAUGUGAAGGCGGUACUUGAUUCUAUUAUGAACGAAGCCUCGACAGGCUCUGGUAUUUGGAAAUGUGCGAGGAAUACCCGAACAUCGUCACCACGGACACCCUAAAGCGGUGCUGGGUUUUGCUACGUAACAGCACGACUGAUAAAGACUUAGACAACGUUUAUCGCUUGUUGGAUGCGGAUCUAAGGCCAUUGACGCCCGAUCAGACCUGCGAGAAGUCGAAAGAAAUUUUUGAAGAACAUAAACAGCUAGCGCAAGAAUAUUUGAAGGUCCAAACAGAAAUUGCGUUGUUAAGUCAACACAAAAACGAGAUGGUUAAAAAUUUGACCCUUGACAGCUUGCGACAGCAGGAGGAACUCAGGAAACUGGAAGACGAGAAAGAAUCUUUAAUAAAGCUGUACCGUAAUUUAAAGCGGCAAUUAGAGAUUAUGAAAAGUCAAAGGGUAAAUAGUGCCGCAUUGAGCAACGCUCAAAUGGGCCCCACGGUCUCCGGGAAUAAUGGAUGGUUCGUGGUACCUUGUCAAAAUCCUUCGAGGCAGUCCUGAAUUGUCGAGAACUAGAGAGCGGCGAAAUUAUAGUGCUUCAACGGACACGUGGAUUGGUCGGUAGAUUUCUUCAGUGUCAUUAUGUUACAAGAUAUCAAAUUCGCCUUAUAAUGUUUUAAAUGGCAUAGUACAUCUAUUUCUUGGUAAAUAUAUAAAGCGUGAAUGAACAAAUUUAACGAUCUAAAUAAAGAUAUUACUCCUGCUACUAAUUUUCGGAUUUUUUGAAUAACUAUCAUUGAGAGUAAAAAUCUGUUUCGUAAUCUCUUAAAUCUGAUAAGAUAUCAAACUGGGCAAAAUAAUGAGACUGAAAAAGAAGUUUACUCAUCGAUGCAUAUGUGCCUCGAAAUAGUGGAACUCUGUCCUGAGAAGUAUUUUUAUACAAUAGUAAAUAAGGGAGGUACGUAGGUGACAGAUUAAAUUUUUAAUUCAACCGAACGCCAAUUGGCAAUUAAUGUUCAUUUUUUAAUACAAAUUUGACUAAUCAAUUCUUUUAAUUGAGGAACUAAAAUUUAAUUAUUAAUU